Penicillium verhagenii is the source of this 1200-nucleotide messenger RNA. RefSeq lists its product as uncharacterized. The coding region runs from base 1 to 1200 and encodes 399 amino acids. The record is from RefSeq and is a predicted model, not a curated record. The transcript is spliced from 3 exons. Lineage: Eukaryota; Fungi; Ascomycota; Eurotiomycetes; Eurotiales; Aspergillaceae.
AUGGUGACCACGGCAAAGGUUCCACAGUCACUCUCGUCUAUAUUAUCGUCAAUAACAUCCUCAAUAUCACUGCCAUCAUGGUGGACCUCCACUAGGUCAAAUGUCAGCCCGGGCCGACUAAAGCUAGAGACGCGGGUGCCGGCGCGGCCAUACCACGCGGCUGUGUGGCCCUCAUAUGGCACCACCACCCCCGUCCCUAGUCACCAACAGAGCCUCGCCUAUUCCCCAUUCAGAUUCGAGACCGGUUACGCCUUACGUGCCAAACGCCCUUCCCGCCCAUUUCCCCCACCGUUCCUGUCUCCGCCGUCUUCAUCCUUUUCCGAUCCUUUAACUACCCACUCCCUGAACCAGGAUAAGAGAUUAUCCGUCAAGGGUGAGCUGAUCCGUGGCUUGAAUAACGGGGACGAUGCGGUUAUCGUUGCCGAGAACUUUCUCGGCGUGGAUGACGGAGUAGGCGCUUGGGCGACGAGACCCUGUGGCCAUGCAGCUCUUUGGUCUAGGCUUCUACUGCAUUUCUGGUCUCUCGAGAUCGAACGCAGUCUCACCCCAACUGCUCUCCCCGACCCCGUGGGAUACCUCCAAUCAGCCUUUGAGGAAACCAUCCGCGCAACCAGUACCCCAAAUGAAUGGCUCGGAACCACCACAUCUGCCACAGCACUCCUUCAUUGGACGAAGGGUAACGAUGGCAAGAAACAACCCCUCCUCUACGUGACGAAUCUGGGCGAUUGCAAGAUUCUCGUCAUUAGACCCAGCGAGGAGAGACUUGUCUUCAGCACAACAGAGCAAUGGCACUGGUUCGACUGCCCAAUGCAACUGGGCACCAACAGCAUCGAUACACCUCGUAAGGACGCCGUGAUGACAAAGGUCCCCUUACAAGAAGAUGACAUCGUGCUGGCCGUGUCGGACGGCGUCAUGGACAACCUGUGGGAACAUGAGGUUGUGACAAACAUCCUGGACAGUCUCAAGAAAUGGGACCAGGGGUCUCAAGAUACGACCGAGCUGGCCUCGUCGGAUCUAUCGAAUGAUCGCAUGGUUUACGUGGCGAGGGAGCUGAUGAAUGCUGCUCUGGUCAUUGCUCAGGAUCCAUUUGCGGAGAGCCCAUAUAUGGAGAAGGCCAUUGACGAAGGCCUUGCCAUCGAAGGAGGAAAAAUGGACGAUAUUUCCGUCGUGGUUGGUUCUUGCCAGAAACGCACUGGGUGA